AUGAAUAAAGCGGGCAAACACAUACAAUCGGGCGCCAGUAAUGGACCCUUAAUAGCACCCCAAUCACCGCUGCUGCAAACAUCCACAACAGUUGGGGGAGGUGGUGGUGGCGGCGGAGUCACCGGCUCAACACAAGCUUCCAAGAAUGUGAUCACAUCGAUAAUGAAUUUUUUGCCCGACAAUCGACCAAUCACAUCGCUGCACAUUGUUGAAGACUAUGAAAAAUGCCCAAAGAAUUUCACACCCAUCAGUCGUACUUAUGAUCAAGAUGCCGAUGCCGAUUUGUGGCGGGAAAGUAAUUAUCUAUUUGGACGUCAGACCACACGCUACCUAUGUUUAUCGAAAACCGAGGGCUUGCCAGAAUAUGUUGUGGAAACGCUAAAAGUAAUUGCCGAAAAAAUUGCCCCACCCAAAGAAUUCUCACUGUUAUCACGUACAGCCGAUUCCGAUCAGAAGGCCUGGCGUAAACGACAAAUUGCCUAUAAAUUGUCUAAACGAGGUACCGUAACACAUGCCGUUACCGAUAUUAUUCUGUGUUCGAAAUUGAAAAUUGCACCAGAUGGGUUUAAGCUGGCGGGUGAUAUAAAUGGUAUUUUAAUUUGUUAUAAAACUGGUGCAAUACCUGUACGCUUGCCACCUCCCGUACCCGGUUUGGCGCCAGCACAAACUAAUGGUGGUGGCAAUGGCAGCUCGGAAGUGGAAAAGGCUUUAAAUCGUUUAAAUCUCAAUAAUGGCUCGAGAAAUCCUAAACAACCACUGCCGCCAGUGCCCAGCAAUGCCGAGGACCAUGACUAUGAAGAAAUUCAACAGUCGUAUCAAAUCAAUUCACCACUGAGACCUGCCCCCAGACCACCAACGUCAGCUAAUAAUAGUACAUGUUCGGGUCAUAGUAUUGGUACAUUGGGUACCUACACCGAUGUUGAAGGUGUGCCAUUUGUGAUUAAUCCUUUAUUGAAAUCAAAUAAACAAAAUGAGCUCUCGACACUGCCACAACUCAGCGAUUUUGUAUUGAAAAAAGAACUUGACUAUGAUUUCCAAUUGGAAAGACAAACCCUGUGUGCCAUGAAAUCAUCGGCUUCCAAAAAUCCAUUUUUUAAAUAA
This is a messenger RNA of Musca vetustissima, 1101 nucleotides long. It is a transcript of the gene Mvb12, whose product is annotated as multivesicular body subunit 12A. The record is from RefSeq and is a predicted model, not a curated record. Lineage: Eukaryota; Metazoa; Arthropoda; Insecta; Diptera; Muscidae. The transcript is spliced from 5 exons. Gene Ontology annotation, biological process: virus maturation; regulation of epidermal growth factor receptor signaling pathway; receptor catabolic process. Gene Ontology annotation, cellular component: ESCRT I complex; cytosol. The coding region runs from base 1 to 1101 and encodes 366 amino acids.